This is a messenger RNA of Haliotis rufescens (red abalone), 5384 nucleotides long. RefSeq names its product ras-related protein Rap1-like. Gene Ontology annotation, molecular function: GTPase activity; GTP binding. NCBI's taxonomy places the organism in Eukaryota, Metazoa, Mollusca, Gastropoda, Lepetellida, Haliotidae. The record is from RefSeq and is a predicted model, not a curated record. The transcript has 2 exons. The coding region runs from base 1747 to 2469 and encodes 240 amino acids.
AUAACACUGGUUUAGCAGGCGGCGAGGUCGCCAGAGGCAGAUAUUUGGGCAACACGGAUGCCCAUAGGUUUUUAAUCAACAUCGACAGCUGAUUGAUCAGCCUCUCUGAUCAAUAUAAGGGCCAGUAUGCCACCAGUUCAACAUAGAAGAAAAAGGUUUUCUGUCUUCAUUACGGAGAGGAAGCAGGGGCUCUCACUCACCGCUGAAGGCUGAACGAGCCAGUAAAGAGAUAUCUGUUAGCCAGUAGCUCAUCGGGCCAACCACUGACAGUUUCUGAGGAGGGCAAACAAUGCCAACAUAUGGCGUGUGAUGGGGGCAGAGUUGGGGCGACUUGAUACCACUGAUCGGUAAUCGGAACCCUUACAGAACAGUCAGUGGAUUGUAUGGCUACAGUGGCCACAAGAGACGUCAAUGGCCAAUGAUUUCUGACCCAAUACGACGAAUCCGGAUCUACACUGGCCCUGCGGAUGUUGCCACUAACGACACACAAUAGCACUCUCGUGUCCAAAUCGCAAAAAUGGGUGGAAUUACAAAGCAUGGUUGCCAGAGAGGGAGAAUAUUUUACCCGCCUCUUUUAUAGACAUCGUUUGGACUGAAAAGCCCUGUGUCCUUAGAAGUUGUGAUAGACAAGAGAACAGAUUGAUGAUGUUAUAGACGGAUGUGUUGCUGUUGGCGGUGAGCACACACGGAGGAUGGUAUAGACGGAUGUCUUGCUGUUGGCGGUGAGAACACACGGAGGAUGGGAUAGACGGGUGUCUUGCUGUUGGCGGUGAGCACACACGGAGGAUGGUAUAGACGGAAGUCUUGCUGUUGGCGGUGAGCACACACGGAGGGUGGUAUAGACGGAUGUCUUGCUGUUGGCGGUGAGCACACACGGAGGGUGGUAUAGACGGAUGUCUUGCUGUUGGCGGUGAGCACACACGGAGGGUGGUAUAGACGGAUGUCUUGCUGUUGGCGGUGAGCACACACGGAGGAUGGUAUAGAUCUCAGUCCCCAAUAGCAAGUUAUUAUGUGUCUGUAAGUACUCAUACCAAAGUGAUGAAGGAAAUGUCCCGGAUAUAAAGGGAGGCUGCUGACAAUAGCCCAUCCUAGGUAUGGGUUACAACGUAUCUAAAUCAGACGUCGAAUAAAGACAGUAGAGAUAUAUAUCCACAGUUCCAAGAACUCGAACCGGAAACAUGUCACAGCCACUGUGUGGCCCGGAUGUAGACCUAAUACCAUGAGCUGGAAGUUCUACGACAGUAGGACAACGUGUAAGAUGGUGGUAAUGAGGGUACUCCCCGCAGGGUUAUUCUAUGAGGAGGAGGAGGCGGAUGCAUGAGAGACAAGCGCCACCCCGUGUCAACAUGCUGUGAGGAGUUGUUACCAGCAUCGCAUGUGCAACAUCUCGUGCAGGGUGUUUAUGUCACACAGAACCGCUAAUACAAGCACCUGCAACCUGUGCUAAUUCAUCACUCUCACAGCAGAUAGCCAGCGACUCCACUGAACAGGCUUGUUAGCGCAUGGUCCAGUGUGAGCAACGUGCAAUGUAUUGAACAAUAGAGCCGCUAAGUUGAUUUCACACCCGACUCCAAUAUUUACAGAAAGAAAGCUGUAAAGGGCCAUUAGAUCUAUAAUGCUCCAGAGUAUGUGUACAUGAGUGGCUCGCUCUGCCGCAGGGUUUCCGAGUGUUAAUAGGUACAGCUAAAAGCGUUUGGUCCACAGUUUUCACGAAAGUUUCCGAGGUUUAGAACAGCGGUAUUCACAAUGACGGACGCUGAACAGAGGAAUCGCGUGGUUCUGCUGGGAGCGGGUGGUGUGGGGAAAAGCUCUAUCUUAAAGAGAUUCCUCUUCAAUACAUUCACAGAGGAAUACAAGGAAACGGUGGAGGACCUCUACUGCCGAGAGUACGACCUUCACGGAACCAGCAUCAAAGUCGACUUCUUGGAUACCGCUGGAAAUUUCGCCUUCCCAGCCAUGCGCAAGCUGUCAAUGUCCACAGCUCAUGGCUUCAUCCUCGUCUACUCCAUCACGAGCCAGGCUUCGUUUGACGAGCUCAAGAAGCUGUGGGAACAGAUCAAAGAGGAGCGCACCAACUUCCAGGAUAUCCCCAUCGCCAUUGUGGGUAACAAGGUCGAUAUGGAGAACGACAGACAGAUCGAGAAAUUUGACACGUUGAACUGGAUCUACAGUGAGGGUUUUUGUGGGGGGUUUGUUGAAGUUUCUGCAAAAGAAGAUGAAAGCAUUUCUGAUAUUUUCAGAAUUCUUCUUGAUCAGUCACGAGGUGGCGUCCACCGCCAUUUUGAACCAAUCGCCAACCGCCGAGUGAGCACAAAUUCCCUUGACGAGACUGAGACGGAAAAGGCCGAAGAAUGGGAUAGCGAUGCAAAAAAGUUCAACCGUAGUCGAAGUCUCAUCCGUCGUGGUAGCAAGCCCCGGAUGAAAAGGUCACCGCGCCAUCACGGCAAAAAUGACUGUGUUCUUUCUUGAUUUGGGAGACAGACUGGUUACAGCAGUGUGAUACGAUAAAUAUGUGUGCUCAACUUCAAGUUGUGACUCGCAAAAUUCGUCAUAAGAUUCCCGUCUGGAUACUUGGAGAAAAUGUGUGUUAAGCUUGAAACUGACCAGUAUCACCAUAGCAACAGAGACAUAUUAACAGGCAAGACGUGUAAUGUAUUACAAAGCUCAACUCUAUUCAAUGCAUAUGUGUUUUGCUAACCUUGUGGUCUUAUGAAAAUAUAUCGGUCGUUAAACUCCCAGUUGACUGCACCAUGUGGAACAGACAAUGUGUUGAAAUUAUGUAUAACAUUUUGCUCAAACACCACGUCUGUGGUAAACUCCCCCCCCCUCCCUCCGGGGGUGGCCGUAUGUAUGUUUGCCGUCAUUGUGUUGUGUCCAUAACAUGUGAUAUUAUUAUGCGGGCAUUGGGAACUCCUUCGUCUGCCUUUGUUACCGCGGAGCUACUCUUAUCGUGAUUGAUCUGGUCCAGGAAACGGACUUCACCGAGCAUUUCCGAGUGAAAUUCUACUCAUAUUUCCUUUUCAGUCAAGUGAUAUUACUGUAGCUUCGUUAUAUUUGCCUACUCUCCUCAGUCCGUUUGUUCUUGUAGCAUAUAGAAAUAACACCAUGUGCAGCUUUUAGUAGAUAUACUGUACAAGCAACAUGCUAGUUGAAUAUGUUUGUAUGAUAUAUAAACAGUAUGAACUAGUGCUGUGAAUAUGGAAAUAUUUACUGUCAUUACAUCCGGGGCUUGUGUCCUCUACUCAUCUUAGUAGCAAUGAGAACUAGUAGAACUGGCUCCCUAGACUUUGGUGAGUCCGCACUGAGUACUGUGUUAGUACUGGCUCCAAGACUUGGUGAGUCCGCACUGAGUACUUGUAGUACUGGCUCCAUGACUUGGUGAGUCCUCACUGAGUACCGUGAUAGUACUGGCUCCAAUACUUGGUGAGUCCGCACUGAGUACUGUGUUAGUACCGGCUCCAAGACUUGGUGAGUCCGAAACUGAGUACUGUGUUAGUAUUGGCUCCAUGACUUGGUGAGUCCGCACUUAGUACUGUGUUAGUACUGGCUCCAAGACUUGGUGAGUCCUCACUGAGUACUGUGUUAGUACUGGCUCUAAGACUUGGUGAGUCCGCACUGAGUACUGUGUUAGUACUGGCUCCAAGACUUGGUGAGUCCUCACGGAGUACUGUUUUAGUACUGGCUCCAUGACUUGGUGAGUCCGCACUGAGGCUGGACAGCUGUCACCUCAUCAACAUGCCGGACAAGGACUUGGGCAAAUAACUGAUUGUCGGUCACUGUAUGUGAGUUCUAUGCACACUACUUAGGCACUAUUUAGUAUUUGAUGGGAUCAAAUGUAUUGAUGAUGCACCGGAUCACAAGCUAUGGAUAAUGAGGCCUUUUAAAAAGCCUGUGCAUACUUACGCAGGUUUCUUUUUCUCAAUUCUCAUUAUUUCCUUCUGUUCAGUCAAGUAUCAUCUGGCGCCGUUUACAUGCAGUUGAUAUCUGUCGCAGGCAUCUUUAUCGCAGUAAACACACAAGACCGGUAUAGACUGGUAAUAUAACCAGUAGAGUUGAUACGUGACGCUUACACUUCAACAUGUGAUACUACACUGGAUCUGUGACAAAAUGUUGGAGAAGCUAACGUCAAUAAAUGAGAAUUACAUAGGAAAAAGAACUCUUACAUUUAUUGAGAGACAGAUGCAAUUUAUUUGUAAACACUACUGAAUGUAUGUCAUGUGAUGUUAUCCCACCAGUUUACAGGUGCAGUCUAUGUCACAGCUACAAGUCUUGUCUACAGGAUUCCAGAUUGAAGCAUUUUGACACAUAGUAGCCUGUAAAAGACGUGUCUAUGACUCAACUAGGCCUGUGACGAAUGUGUCUAUGACUCAUCUAUGCCCGUGACGAAUGUGUCUAUGCUCAGUUAGUUCCAGGACAGAUGUGUCUAUGCUCAGUUAGUUCCAGGACAGAUGUGUCUAUGUCAAGUUAUAUGCAUUUAGCUCCGUCUCCCAUCUUAACGCACAUUGUCUGACCUUUGACCUGUGAGAGUCGGGAAGUUAGGCCCAGGUAUAUGCAAUUGCUGUCUCACUCUUAUGUUCUACUUCCCAUAGCUCCAUGUCAAUGAUGGUGUUGUCUCACUCUUAUGUUCUACUUCCCAUAGCUCCAUGUCAAUGAUGGUGUUGUCUCACGCUUAUGUUCUACUUCCAAUAGCUCCAUGUCAAUGAUGGUGUUGUCUCACGCUUAUGUUCUACUUCCCAUAGCUCCAUGUCAAUGAUGGUGUUGUCUCACUCUUAUGUUCUACUUCCCAUAGCUCCAUGUCAAUGAUGGUGUUGUCUCACGCUUAUGUUCUACUUCCCAUAGCUCCAUGUCAAUGAUGGUGUUGUCUCACGCUUAUGUUCUACUUCCCAUAGCUCCAUGUCAAUGAUGGUGUUGUCUCACUCUUAUGUUCUACUUCCAAAAGCCACAUGUCAAUGAUGGUGUUGUCUCACGCUUAUGUUCUACUUCCCAUAGCUCCAUGUCAAUGAUGGUGUUGUCUCACGCUUAUGUUCUACUUCCCAUAGCUCCAUGUCAAUGAUGGUGUUGUCUCACGCUUAUGUUCUACUUCCCAUAGCUCCAUGUCAAUGAUGGUGUUGUCUCACUCUUAUGUUCUACUUCCCAUAGCUCCAUGUCAAUGAUGGUGUUGUCUCACUCUUAUGUUCUACUUCCCAUAGCUCCAUGUCAAUGAUGGUGUUGUCUCACUCUUAUGUUCUACUUCCCAUAGCUCCAUGUCAAUGAUGGUGUUGUCUCACGCUUAUGUUCUACUUCCCAUAGCUCCAUGUCAAUGAUGGUGUUGUCUCACGCUUAUGUUCUACUUCCCAUAGCUCCAUGUCAAUGAUGGUGUUGUCUCACUCUUAUGUUCUACUUCC